Messenger RNA from Camarhynchus parvulus, 2192 nucleotides. It is a transcript of the gene GTF2H4, whose product is annotated as general transcription factor IIH subunit 4. Gene Ontology annotation, molecular function: ATPase activator activity; double-stranded DNA binding. Gene Ontology annotation, cellular component: transcription factor TFIIH core complex; transcription factor TFIIH holo complex. NCBI's taxonomy places the organism in Eukaryota, Metazoa, Chordata, Aves, Passeriformes, Thraupidae. Gene Ontology annotation, biological process: nucleotide-excision repair. The record is from RefSeq and is a predicted model, not a curated record.
GAAGGGGGCGUGGCCUUGGGCCGCGGCGUGCGGUACCCAGGUGCCCCCAGGUGCCCCCAGGUGCCCCCAGGUGCCCAGGCCAUGUCCCGGGUGCAGCUGCAGUGCAAGAACCUGCAGGAGUUCCUGCGGGGGCUCAGCCCCCCCACGCUGGACCGGCUCUAUGGGCACCCGGCCACCUGCCUGGCCGUCUUCAGGGAGCUGCCGGGGCUGGCGCAGGCCGGGAUCAUGCGGAUGCUGUUCCUGGAGCAGCCGCUGCCCCAGGCGGCCGUGGGGCUCUGGGUCAAGAAGGAGCACAGCAGGGAGCAGCAGCAGAGCCAGGAGGUGCUGCUGGAGCUGCGCCUGUGGCACCCCCACACCCUCCCGGGGGGGCUCCCGGGGGUCGCCCUGCACCCCAACUUCCGACAGAACCUGCGCGUGGCCCUGCUCGGGGGGGGCAAGGCCUGGUCGGAUGACACGGCCCCGCUAGGCCCGGACCGGCACGCCCGCGACGUUCCUGCGCUGGACAAGUACGGCGAGGAGCGCUGGGAGGUGGUUUUGCACUUCAUGGUUGGGUCCCCGAGCGCGGCCGUCAGCCAGGACCUGGCACAGCUGCUGGUGCAGGCCGGGCUCAUGAAGAGCGAGGGGGGGGAGCCCCCCUGCAUCACCUCGGCCGGGUUCCAGUUCCUGCUGCUCGACACCCCCGCCCAGCUCUGGUUCUUCAUCCUGCAGUACCUCAGGGCUCCCCAGGCGCGGGGCAUGGACCUGGUGGAGAUUCUGUCCUUCCUGUUCCAGCUGAGCUUCUCCACCCUGGGCAAGGAUUACUCGGUGGAGGGCAUGAGCGAGUCGCUGCUGACGUUCCUGCAGCACCUGCGCGAGUUCGGGCUGGUGUUCCAGAGGAAGCGGAAGUCGCGGCGGUUCUACCCGACCCGCCUGGCCAUCGCGCUGGCCUCGGGGACAGCGGGGACAUCGCUGGGGACAUCGCUGGGGACAUCGCUGGGGACAGCGCUGGGGACAGAGCCCGACGGCCACGGCUUCAUCCUGGUGGAGACCAACUACCGCAUCUACGCCUACACAGACUCGGAGCUGCAGGUGGCCCUCAUCGCGCUCUUCUCGGAGCUCCUCUAUCGCUUCCCCAACCUGGUGGUGGCCCAGGUGACAAGGGACAGCGUGCAGCGCGCCAUCGCCAACGGCAUCACCGCCGACCAGGUCCGUCCCUGCCCCACGUGGCCCCUGGCCCUGUCCCUGUCGGGUGUGCUGUACAACCAGUUCCUGUCCCAGGUGGAUUUCGAGGUGCUGCGGGACCACGCCCGCGCCCUGGGCGUGCUGGUGUUCGAGAACCCCGCGCGGCGCCUCAUGGUCGUCACCCCUGCCGGCCACCCCGACGUCAAACGCUUCUGGAAGCGCCAGAAACACAACGGCUGACCCCGAAAACCCCCAAUUCACCGAGUUUGGGAUCCCCGAAAACCCCCGGAGCCUCAAAAUCCCAGAGUUUGGGGUCCAAAAUACCCCAAAGUAACCAAUUUUGGGGUUACUGGGCCACGCCGACGUCAAACGCUUCUGGAAGCGCCAGAAACACAACGGCUGACCCCAAAACCCCAAAAUACCCCAAAUCCCAGAGUUUGGGAUCCCUAAAAAUCCCCAAAAUCCCUGAAAUCCCCAAGUUUGGGGUCCAAAAAUCUCCAAAUUUGGGGUUCCUGGGCCACCCCGACAUCAAACGCUUCUGGAAGAGGCCAGAAACACAACGGCUGACCCCGAAAACCCCAAAUUCCUCGAGUUUGGGAUCCCCGAAAACCCCCAAAUACCAAAAACCCCGAAAUCCCAGAGUGUGGAGUCCAGAAAACCUCAAAAUCCCAAAAUUUGGGGUUCCUGGGGCACCUCGACGUCAAACGCUUCUGGAAGAGGCAGAAACACAACGGCUGACCCCGAAAAACCCCAAAAUACCCCAAAUCCCAGAGUUUGGGAUCCCAAAAUCCUCAAAAUCGCAGAAUUUGGGGUCCAAAAAACCUCAAAAUCGCCAAAUUUGGGGUCCUGGCGCCCCAGAAUGGCUCCUGCAAAUCCAGAACUUCGGGUUUGGGAUCUUUGGGGUUCCGGGUGCCCCAAAAUUUGGGGUCCUGGCUCCUCGUUCCCUCAAAAAUCCAGGAUUUGUAGGGAAAAUGUCAUUUUUUUUGUACAAACGCUGAUUUUUGGGAAGGUUUUUUUGUAGUAAAAACAUU